Molecule: messenger RNA, 649 nt
Organism: Lobosporangium transversale
Lineage: Eukaryota; Fungi; Mortierellomycota; Mortierellomycetes; Mortierellales; Mortierellaceae
Product: Imidazoleglycerol-phosphate dehydratase-domain-containing protein
Exons: 4
Coding region: 50-649 (199 amino acids)
Biological process (GO): L-histidine biosynthetic process
Molecular function (GO): imidazoleglycerol-phosphate dehydratase activity
Source: RefSeq, a predicted model, not a curated record
GCCUCCACAUCACCCCCCCUCCCUUUUGCACAGUACAGGACUAAGCACUAUGGCAGACAGAGCAAGAACAGCUACCGUCUCUCGUAAGACGAAUGAGACUGACAUUCACAUCACUUUGGCCAUGGACAGUGCAGGAGCUCAGUCCAUUGACAUUGACUCUGGCAUUGGUUUCCUUGACCAUAUGUACCAUGCUCUAGCAAAGCACUCGAGUUGGUCUCUGUCACUGAAGUGUAAGGGUGAUCUUCACAUCGAUGAUCAUCACACUGCCGAAGAUACUGCCAUUGCCCUUGGAAUGGCUUUCAAGCAGGCCCUUGGUGAGCCCCGUGGAAUUAAGCGAUUUGGAUCCGCUUAUUGUCCUCUAGACGAGGCAUUAUCAAGGGCUGUAGUUGAUAUCUCUGGACGGCCCUUUGCGGAUAUUAAUCUCGGCCUCAAAAGAGAAAAGAUUGGAGCAUUGUCUUGUGAGAUGAUCCCCCAUGUCUUGGAAUCGUUUGCUCAGGCUGCAGGAAUCACUCUUCAUGUGGAUGUUUUAAAGGGUUUCAAUGACCAUCACAGAGCGGAGAGUGCCUUCAAGGCAUUGGCAGUUGCUCUGAAGAAUGCUAUCGAAAGAACAGGAACAAAUGAUGUACCUAGUACCAAAGGAGUACUUUAA